Cladophialophora immunda is the source of this 4572-nucleotide messenger RNA. RefSeq lists its product as uncharacterized. The record is from RefSeq and is a predicted model, not a curated record. Bases 1 to 4416 code for a protein of 1471 amino acids. The transcript has 2 exons. Gene Ontology annotation, molecular function: protein binding; phosphorelay sensor kinase activity. Gene Ontology annotation, biological process: phosphorylation; phosphorelay signal transduction system. NCBI's taxonomy places the organism in Eukaryota, Fungi, Ascomycota, Eurotiomycetes, Chaetothyriales, Herpotrichiellaceae.
AUGGUCAGUGGCGAUGUCGAUGUCGAACCCAGAUCAACCGACCACGGUAUUCAUGUACCAUCUCUAGCCUCCUCAGAGUCAACUUCUGCCACCGCCGCUACCGCUGGGCGACGCAAUGCCACCGCGUCUCCUGCCCACGAUUUCUUUAUCGACCUGCCUCAACUCCCUAUGGCGACCGAAAUUGCACUGGCGGCUCUUGCAGCCCUUCCUACACCAAUACUAGUCCUCUCCUCCUUGAAAACUGUGCUUCUCGCCAAUUCUGCCGUGGGAAGAUUGUUGGGGGCGGAUCAUGAUGAUCCCGACCUCAGGGUGGCCGACUUCCUCAAAGGCCAGACGCUGUCGCAGCUAGGGAUUGAUAUGGUCUCAGAUGGCGGCGUCCCGGUAUGGGUCAGUUGGGAAAGAUUCCUCGACAACCUCGCUGGGGACUUGCACUCCGCUGCUACGGACAGAAUCCCUCCAGCGAAUUCACUGCGCGGUGUACAGAGUGGAGAGACAACUCCCAUUGCCGUUGCCGCGGCCGCUGCAAGAGGUAGGUUGGCACUGCAAGAUCGUACUGAAAAGACUCGAGACACUGUGGUCGAUGUGAUUAUCUCCAGGCAUCAUGACCAAGCGCCACAUGGCAGCCGUCGGCAGAAAUAUAACAAAACCCAUCGUGCGGCCCGCACUACCUGUCGAAUGAUUAUCACUAUCUGGGAAUUAGAAGGACAGCAAUUCUUCACUUUGACAUUCACAAGCUCGGCAGGGCAUACACCAACGAAGACAUCGUCCCACUCAUCAGCCACUACUCGUCAUCCCUCGUCCCACUCCACCAGGUCCUCCCGUUCAUCACACUCCCAGACACCUGUUUCCUCCAUCGGUACUUCUCAGAUCACAUCGCCUGCAGAGCCGCAGCAUGUGGUUUCUUUUCCUCCUACCGCCCCGCCAACCCAGUGUUCUGCUCCGUCCGCCCCAACAGACUUCCAGAAGGUUCUAAAGAUGAAAAACGCCAUGUUGAGCGCCAUAGAAAUCCCCCUGAUCGCCAUGUGGAGAGAUGAGAGCGUGGUCUUCCCAAACCUCGCUGCUCGCAAGCUACUGGCAGUCGAGACUGACCCCACAUCGGAUGAGUCGUACGAUUUCAUGUCGCGGUUUCGCCCCUGGACUGCAGAUUUCUCCCGAGAGCUCGAGGAGGAUACCAAUCCCGUCGUCGUUCUGUGUCGCACUCAGCAGCCCUUUACCAACUGGCAGAUCGGCCUACUCAACGAGAAGACAGGGAAGAAGUCCAACUUCGAUGUGAGCGGGCACCCUGUCUACGACGAAAAGUCUGGAGAGUUUCUGGCAGGCCUAGUAGCUUUCAAGGAUGUUACACAGUAUACCGAAAAGAUUGCACACCAAACAGCAGAGAAUGAAGCACAAUUUCGCCUCAUCUGUGAUAUGAUGCCACAAAUGAUCUGGACCACUAGAUCUGAUGGCUACCACGAUUACUACUCUCAAAGAUGGUAUGAUUACACUGGCCUGACUCCAGCGAAUUCUCUGGGUCAGGGUUGGAAACUGCCUUUCCACCCGGAGGAUAUGCCCGAAACCAUGCACAAAUGGCGUCAUUCUCUUGAGACCGGAGAUGAGUACAUCACCGAGUAUCGCUGCAGAAGAUUUGACGGCAAAUGGAGAUGGAUGCUCGGGAGAGCCUUGCCAAUGCGUGACCACAAGACAGGUAAGAUCGUCAAAUGGUUCGGCACCUGUACAGAUAUCCAGGAAGUCGUCGAUGCCAAGAGUUCCGGACAGAGGACUCGACGACAGCUGUUGGAUGUGUUGAAGCACUCGCAAAUGACCAUGUGGAUUCUCGACCGGCAAUUGAAUGUCAGCUUCCACGAAGGCUCCUUCGUUAUGGGCGACGCGACCACCGACAGGAUCAUUGGAGCUCCUGUCCUCGAUGUUUUGCACAAUCAUCUUACUCCACAAGCCAUUGACAAAUUCGGGAAGGCUCUGUACCGCAUCCUAUCAGGGGCCUCCGAUCUGGAAAUUUGCGAGAAUGAAGUGAAUUCUAGAUGGUUUCGGUCCAAGAUGGUACCGCUGAAGGGCCAAACAGGACCAAACAGGGUCGAAGAUGAAAACUAUAUCGCUGGAAUCAUUAUCAUUGGAUCUGACGUUACUUCGCUGCGGCACAAAGAGCAAGAAAACAUCAUUUUGCUUGCGAAGGAGACGGCGGCUAAAGAAGCGAGCAAGAUGAAAAGUAGCUUUCUCGCCAAUAUGUCUCACGAGAUCCGGACACCAAUCGCAGGAGUGCUGGGAAUGUCAGAGCUGCUCAUGGAUACUUGCCUGGAUCUGGAACAAAGUGAAUUCGCCCAAAACAUUCAGAGAUCGGCCAAUUCGCUUCUUACCGUCAUUAACGACAUUCUUGACUUCUCUAAAAUUGAGUCUGGCCGGCUUGAUAUCGAAGAAGUGCAGUUCAGUCUAGACCACGUGCUCCGCGAAGUUGCCAAAAUGCUUUCAUUUGCAGCCCAACGCAAGGGACUCGAGUUCAUGAGCGCCAUCGAUCUCAGACCAUCUGAGGAACUCAUUGUGUUGGGUGAUCCUGGCCGAAUACGGCAAAUCCUGGUCAACCUGCUUACCAACAGUAUCAAAUUCACCUCCAAGGGCUUCGUCAGGCUCAGCACCCUCGUCGUGGGGGAGACCAAUGCCACGGUCACGAUUGAAUUCUGUGUCGAAGACAGCGGCAUUGGAAUAGAGGAAGAAGUCAAGAAGAGGUUGUUUAGACCAUUCAGUCAAGCUGACUCGAGCACCGCCCGGCGUUUUGGAGGGACGGGUCUCGGCUUAACUAUAUCCAAAAACUUGGUAGAUCUGAUGCAUGGGACGAUUCGUUUGGAUUCCAAGCUCGAUGCAGGAACCAAAGCUAUCUUCAAUAUCCCAUUCAAGAAACUUGAAUAUCAAAAAGGUUCCCCCAUUACUGAGCUCGAAGUCGGCUCGACGCCUGAUCGGCUACAACCCGACUUGUCUCGCUUCAAGGAGUCACCACAAGAACAGGCCCGAAAACAGCCGAUGAUUAUGACCCCAACUAGGUCAUUGGGAGACACAAGCGCGGGCGGCGAGCAUGCUCAGGCGAUGCUGUCAAGUCCGGGGGUUGCAACCCUCGUUCCCGAGCUUGAGAGAGAUCAGAUACACAUACUCGUGGUCGAAGAUAAUCCCGUCAACCAGCAGAUUGCCCUCAGAUUCAUCAAGGCGCUGAAGUUUUCUGCUAUUGCCGUGUGGAACGGAAGAGAGGCUCUAGAGUAUCUUCUCAAAGCCACUUCGGCCGAACUCACUCCGGAGCAAUCACAGCAAUCUCCGAUUCCUUCACUUAUACUGAUGGAUGUGCAAAUGCCUGUUCUGGAUGGUUACCACGCCACACACAUGCUAAGGUAUCACGCGCCAUUCACGGACAUUGAGAGGAUCGCGAAGAUUCCAAUCGUGGCCAUGACUGCUUCGGCGAUUCAAGGGGACCGAGAAAAGUGUGAGAAGGCGGGAAUGGACGACUAUAUGGCCAAGCCAGUCAAGCGGGCUCUUCUAGAGAAGACCAUACUGAAAUGGACAUCCAUGGCCCGCAAAGGCUUCAGGCACAAGAAUUGGUCAGAAGUUCCCACAGAAUCCCAGCAACCAUCCUUCGGGAGCGCAUGCACCGACCACUCGUCAACUUGCGGCCAUGUCGAUGCUAUCACUUCCGAGUUCUAUGCUCGCAAUGGAAAAUCAAGCAGUUUGCCGGUUUCGGCAGAUGACCGCUCGCGAGCCUCAGCAGACGGGGCUAUUGAUGUUAAGGGAAAAGCCGCUGCGCUACGGUCCAGCAUUUCCAGAGCCAUCCUUGCUGAGGAGAUCCCAGGAGGAGGAACAGAGGGAGAUCGAACAAUGAGGAGAGUCGAGGCUGAAGACAAAGCACAGGCACUCCGGGACGCCAAGCUGUUGUCGGUGACCGAUUUACAUCGUGGCCAGUCUGUCAUUGCUCCUACGAUUAUGGUAGAUGGCACCUUCAUGUCGAAUUCUCACUCGUCCGAUGUGGCCCAACCAGUUGCUGGGAGCACCGGAGCUUCGACGGCGUUGGCAUUAACCGAAGAGAACAUGUACCUCUUCAACAAUACACAAGAUCACGGGAUCAUGGCCGCGGACAUCCCUUCGACAGCAAUGGGGUCUGAGAGGUUAGUCUAUCCCCUCUCAGAUAUUCCAGGGCCACCACCAGAGGGUACUCUUGCCGCAGUCGACCUAGCUGGUGCCAAUGCCAAUGCAGAGGUCCUGGUAUCAUCGUUUGGGACUCCGCCAUCGGAAAAUGUCACAUCCUCCGCAGAUCCAGGCAAGGAUCAGCUUCAGAGCCGACGAGAUGUGGGCGGACUCGGUCCUGACAGUCGACGGAGAAGCGACUGGAGCAUAAGUACAGCGCGACCGGAUCAAGGCCAACGAGGGCUAGAGAGUGAAUGAUGCCAACCGAAGGAGUCUUGAAUGCUCGAUUCUGAGUUAAAGCAACCUGAUCACGUUCUAUCACGACGUUAACGAGUUUAUGGGAGUAUAGGGAGACUUGGUUGGAUUGAAAGGAGCAAACAAUUCCUUAACGAGCCACGACAUGUACGAGGUACG